Molecule: messenger RNA, 330 nt
Organism: Danaus chrysippus (African queen)
Lineage: Eukaryota; Metazoa; Arthropoda; Insecta; Lepidoptera; Nymphalidae
Source: the annotation of a GenBank genome assembly
AUGGGGGAAGGGGAGGGAGGCGUGAGGAGGAGGGAGGAGGGGGGAGAUAUUGAGACUUCCUCAGAUAACGAGAGAAGUAGCCAGCUCUCCUGUAUAGACCAAGUGAUCCGUAAAACAUAUUGCGUGAAAUCAGCUUCAAGUAUGAGUAUAAUGUAUCUAAUGAAACACAAGUCAAACAUCGCUAAACAGUUGUGGGCCGCGUGUCGUGUGUCGCGGCGGCUCGUGCCGUGUCCGCGCCGCGUCCGUGCCGCGCACGUGCCGCACUCUAAUUGGCCUCGUAACCGACGAUUUGAUGCAAAUGUAUCGAGUUACAGUUUAACUAUUGAUUAG